This is a messenger RNA of Micropterus salmoides (largemouth bass), 2586 nucleotides long. It is a transcript of the gene pi4k2a, whose product is annotated as phosphatidylinositol 4-kinase type 2 alpha. Gene Ontology annotation, biological process: phosphatidylinositol phosphate biosynthetic process; Golgi organization; endosome organization. Gene Ontology annotation, molecular function: 1-phosphatidylinositol 4-kinase activity. Gene Ontology annotation, cellular component: endosome; lysosomal membrane; plasma membrane. NCBI's taxonomy places the organism in Eukaryota, Metazoa, Chordata, Actinopteri, Centrarchiformes, Centrarchidae. The coding region runs from base 166 to 1509 and encodes 447 amino acids. The transcript has 9 exons. The record is from RefSeq and is a predicted model, not a curated record.
GGAAGAUGACAGUCAUCUGAUGUUUCUUUUUUCCCGUGUUUCCUUGUUAGCCAGCUUCAGUACUAGCCAACAAAACAACCGUCCUGCUUUCUGUCCCUCUUCUAUUUCGUCCCUUUUUCUCUCUUCGCUUUCUCCAGGAAUUAAAAGAACUCCUCGUCCAAAAUCAUGGACGAGACGAGUCCGCUUGUCUCUCCGCUCCGGGACUCCGGUGAUUUCGGCUACGGUCCCACGGAGCCCACCAGCCCCCGAGGCACGUUUGGAAGCACACCGGGCUCGGUGGUGCGUAUCCCGGCUGGCAGUCCGGGUCGAAGCCGGGAGAGACAGCCGCUUCUGGACCGGGACCGUGGGAGCUCACCGCGGGAGCCGCACAGGAACGAGUUCCCGGAGGAUCCCGAGUUCAGAGACAUCAUCCGAAAGGCCGAGCGAGCCAUAGAGGAGGGGAUCUACCCGGAGAGGAUCUACCAAGGAUCCAGUGGAAGCUAUUUUGUCAAAGACUCACAUGGGAAAAUCAUUGGUGUGUUCAAACCUAAGAAUGAAGAGCCAUAUGGCCAGCUGAACCCCAAGUGGACCAAGUGGCUCCAAAAACUGUGUUGUCCCUGCUGCUUUGGCCGCGACUGUUUGGUCCUGAACCAGGGUUAUCUCUCGGAGGCCGGGGCCAGCCUGGUUGAUCAGAAACUGGAGCUCAACAUCGUUCCCAGGACCAAGGUGGUGUACCUGGCGAGUGAAACAUUCAACUACAGUGCCAUAGACAGGGUGAAAUCUCGAGGAAAGAGGCUAGCCCUGGAGAAGGUGCCUAAAGUGGGCCAGCGCUUCCACAGGAUUGGACUGCCACCAAAGGUUGGUUCCUUCCAGCUCUUUGUUGAUGGCUACAAGGAUGCAGAUUUCUGGCUGCGGAGGUUUGAAGCGGAGCCUUUACCUGAAAACACCAAUCGUCAGCUCCAGCUGCAGUUUGAGCGGCUCGUAGUCCUCGAUUACAUCAUCAGAAACACAGACAGGGGAAACGACAACUGGUUGUUGAAGUAUGACUGUCCCAUGGACCCUGUUGGGAAUAGGGACACAGACUGGGUGGUAGUAAAGGAUCCCAUCAUCAAGCUGGCAGCUAUAGACAAUGGUCUCGCCUUCCCCCUCAAACACCCCGACUCGUGGAGAGCCUACCCAUUCUACUGGGCGUGGCUUUCCCAGGCCAAGGUUCCCUUCUCCCAGGAAAUCCGAGAGCUGGUCCUGCCCAAACUCUCUGACCCAAAUUUCAUCAAAGACCUGGAAGAGGACUUGUAUGAAUUAUUCAAGAAAGACCCUGGUUUCGACAGAGGACAGUUUCACAAACAAGUAGCUGUAUUAAGGGGGCAGAUCCUGAACCUGUGCCAAGCCCUGAAGGACGGUAAAACACCCCUGCAGCUGGUCCAGAUGCCCCCGGUAAUAGUUGAAACAGCCCGAGCACCUCAGAGAGCCAACAGUGAGUCCUACACACAGAGUUUCCAGAGCAGAAGACCUUUCUUCACCUGGUGGUAGGAACGGUUCACUGAGCAGGAAGAGGAGGAACAGCAGGAAGCUUGGAGCGAAGAAAGGAGCGAGGAGUGGCGCACUUGGAGGUCGCACGUUUCUGUCCUGGAAAUGGGAAUAAUCAACACCCUCCCCUCCUCUCCUUGUGGAUAUUUUGGUUACAAAGAGUGGGUGGAGCGAUGAAGACAAAAGAGGAAGAAUAUCACAGCAUAUCUUCCCUGUUUGCUUCUGUGCCUUGUGUGAAUGUCAACGAGGAGUCAAUGCCUAAAUGAUGAAGACUACCUUCCUGCGAGAGAGAGAAAGAUUUGAGUGAGAUGUUAGACUUUUCUUUUGGACUUCUGGGUGCACUUAAUGUUUGCUCACACACAGGCAUGCCAGUCAAAAGCCUCUCAUACAUACUUUUGUUUUUGGACGGGGGGUGUUGCAUUCCAUGUUUAUUUCUUCUUCAUACCUUCUCUGCCUUUUUAAUAUCCAUCUGCAUAUUCCCCCCCCGUGCAGUUAAAAUCCCUGGGCUGUUGAAAGCAGUGGUGCCACUAGUUAAGACCAGUAUUUUCUUUUUUAACAAAUGAGAGAAGUGUGCAUUGUGGUUCGGUCUUAAAGAAUGGGGAACUGGGCACUUAAUGGUGUGUUUGUCUUUACACAGUGAACACAAGCCAUGUGAACUGGUUUCACUCAUUGCACCUCCUAACUGUUUAGAUUAGGAUCUACAAGUCAUCUGGGGAGAUGUUGGAAAGCAGAGGCACUUUUGGUUAAAGAAACAAACUGUUUGUUAAGCUGAGAUAAGUAAGACUGUCUCAACUAAUUUUUCUUCUUUCACUGAUGAGUUAAACCAUUGAACAAGACAAAAUUAUCCCAUCUGCAAGCAGGCAGAGGGGGGGUCCUGGGAUCCACUCCCAGUCCACAAGCUCCUGCUCGUCUCGGCCAUGUUGAUUUCUGUUCAUUUUCUGGCUCGUGGGGUGGACCUAAGUAAACAACAAAGUAACGUCCUGCUGUACUGAACUGAUAUGAAAUGUAUUGUGACAAUGCACUGUAUAAUUUGUAUGUAAUAUUUAAUGAUAGAUUAUAAUUAAAACAUAUUCCAUUAAU